UGGCAUAGAAUUUAGGGGUAGGGGUCGGCAAAGAUUGUAUGAGGGGAACACGCCAUCUGUUAUUUUGGUUUGAUUAAGCCAGUACAAAGUAAUGUAUUAUUAUUUGUUGCUGACCGCACGUAGUAUAUUACUACACUAGACAACGAACAUAUUAUGUACACAGUUUAAAAUAUCGUUUGAAUAGUGCAUUCCUUCCCGGCAUUCAUUGUGGCGUUGUGGCAAAAUGGCUGCUCCCUGUGCUGUUGCGGGGUUAUUCAGCCAUAGGUGUAGAAGAAUAAUUCUCAGCAAAUUGGAAAAGUUAUGGCUUCAGAGGAAUUUCGGAGUGAACUCGUCCGUGGGUCAACACACCGAAACUGGAAAACCAGCGUCUGUCGACGAGAUUGUCGUUCCGAAAAAGAAAACAUGGGACAAAGUUGCAGUUUUGCAGGCCCUGGCCUCCACAGUUAAAAGGGAUGCCACUGCAGCACAGUACAUGUUUCAAGAUGAUCCCUAUCUCACCCCGAAGAUGUCUGCUGAGUUUAAACUGUACUCCCUCUCCCUGGAGUCAGGAAGAAGUGCUGCGAAGUACAUUGUCAACAGCUACCCCAAGUUCUUUCAGAAGGACUAUGCAGCGCCCCAUAUUCCUUGCCUGAUGCCUGAGACCCUGGAGCCUCAGAUCGAGGAGGUGAGUGAGGCCGCCCUCGUGGAGAGGAUCCAACUUCGGAAGGUGGGCGCGGCUGUGGACCUGUACGACCAGCUGCUGCAGGGAGGCACCGUGGUGUCUACGGACGUCACCAACGACUUGCUGGAUCUGAUCUGUUUCUACGGAGACCGUGAUCCUGCACAGGACGGACCCCGUAAGGAGGAAGUGGAGGUGGAGGAUCUGGAGGAGGUCCAGGAUGAUGUGCAGAAGCAGAAGAAGGGGAGGCCGCGCACAGCGUCUGAGCUGAUUGGAGUGGUGUGGAGGAAGAACAACAAUGCGGAGAGGAUCUUUAACCUAAUGCCAGAACUGAACCAGAGGGCCUACUGUGCUCUAAUCAGAGGCAUGGUGAAGCAUGGAGGGUACGAAAAAGCCUUCAGCACUUACACUGACAUGCUGAACGACAGGCUGACUGCGGAUGUCCAUACCUUCAACGCACUUAUCAAUGCUGCCCCAGAAGUCCGGGAGAAGUACAGCGACAAGUGGGACUUGAUUGUGGGUAUACUGAAACAAAUGGAAGAGCAGAAGGUGCAGCCAAACCUGUUGACCUUCAAUGCUGUGCUGAAGAGCCUGCGGCGCUGUGGUACCCAUGGGAGAGCACAGGCUCUGCACACGCUCAGCGAGAUGAAGGCCCUCGGCAUCGAGCCCAGUCUGGCCUCCUAUGCCCAUGUCCUGGGGAUUUUCUACAAAGGAGCCUCCUCCACCCGCAACCCCACGAGGAUCCUGCAUGAGGUGUUGGAUGAGGUUUUGGGGAAGAGCUUUGUUGCCCGCGAUCCGGAUGAUGUGAUGUUUUUCCCUGAUGCCAUGAGAAUAUGCCUGGACCUGAAGGAUGUGGAACUGGCCUACAGACUGCAUAGGUUCCUGGAGGAGGGGGACAACUGGCAGCUGCUGGGAGAUUCUUACCAACGAAGCAUCUACUAUGGGAGAUUUUUCAACCUGCUCUGCAUGAUGGAACACAUUGAUGUGGUGCUGAAGUGGUACAGAGACUUGAUCCCCUCACUGUACUACCCCAACCAUCAGGGGAUGACGGAUUUGCUCCAGGCUCUGGACACUGACAACAGACUGGAUCUCAUCCCUGAGAUAUGGAAAGACAUCAAGCAGCUUGGCCAUGCAAACAGGCCAGAUCUGGUAGAGGAAAUGCUGGCCCUGAUGGCCCGGGAUGAGCAGAGCCCAGAGAUCCAGGAGUCAUUCGCUGACUGUGCCCUGGCAGUGAAGGCAGUGUAUGAGCAGGGCAUCCAGGGCAGGGUGAGCCUGGAGUGGACAGCCAGCUCUCUCGGGAACAUCACGACCAUUCUGCUGAGAGCACGCCGGACUGAGGAGGCCUGGGCAAUGCUGCAACUCUUCAAGGCUAACAACAGAGUCCCACCGGCGAGGCUGCUGGAGGAGUUCCUGACAUGUGCCCAGUGCAGCGGCAGCUCCCAGCUGGCUGUAGAGCUGGUGCUACUGGCUAACAGCUUCAGCUUGCCUGCAACUGCACACAUUGCCUACAGGGUGGCCAAAGAGUUCAACCUCAGUGACAAGCAAAAGAAGGCUCUAGCAGGGCUGGAGGGCUCCAGUGACAGCAGUGGGAGUGACAGCGACAGUGACCACGAGUGACACCAGGGAGGAGUGACAUCCAUCAGCAGG
Megalops cyprinoides (Indo-Pacific tarpon) is the source of this 2305-nucleotide messenger RNA. It is a transcript of the gene ptcd3, whose product is annotated as pentatricopeptide repeat domain 3. NCBI's taxonomy places the organism in Eukaryota, Metazoa, Chordata, Actinopteri, Elopiformes, Megalopidae. The record is from RefSeq and is a predicted model, not a curated record. The transcript is spliced from 24 exons. Gene Ontology annotation, biological process: mitochondrial translation. Bases 224 to 2275 code for a protein of 683 amino acids. Gene Ontology annotation, molecular function: ribosomal small subunit binding; protein binding; rRNA binding. Gene Ontology annotation, cellular component: mitochondrion.